AUCACCGGCCCUCUCUCCACAGAAAACACGCGAUCUCUGCCUCAAAAUUCUGAGCCUGGACCACGACCUGAACUUCCUCUGUACUCUGUCUCCAUUGAAGUCGAUUUAAAGUUUGUGAAGAAGAUGCAGAUGAAGAUCAGCUAUUUGUAUUUGCAUUAUACGGAGAGACUCUACCGUCUGAACCUUACCAAAUUACUAGAAACUAGUUCUAAUACCUCUGAGAGACCUCAUAUUGAAGUUGUCCAUGAUUUCUCUGCUCAUAGGUCCCCUGUGGGAAUGAGUUCUGUAAUCCUGGGGUCCAAAUUAUAUUUUGUUGGGGGUGAGAGACUGGAUAUGGAUACAAGUACCCCUGAUUUUUGGAGCAUUCCAAUUUCGCGCGCGGACGCAAAAAAUUGCACAAACUUAGAUUUGUUUGUUUAUGAUACCGAGUGUUUGUCCAUCUGCCCGUAUAAUGUUAAGGUUCCUAGGUUGGGUGGUCCAAUGAGCUAUCCAAUUGUAGUAACAUUAGAGGGUAAAAUCUAUGUUAUGGAGAGACGACCAUACUUUGGUUGUCGGGAAAAUUUCUCCCAUCCCAUUUUUGUGGUUUUUAACCCCACUACUGGGUUUUGGAGAUCUCUCACCCCUCCCCCAUUUUAUAAGCCUUUUUCCCGAGAAUGGAAGGAUGAUGACCUUAUUAUGAACCAUUAUGCCUGGGGCAACAAGCUGGCCAUUGUCACGAAUAAAUCUUCAUAUAUUUUUUAUGCACAUCAAGAGGCAUGGAGGGAGGUGGAUGAUUUACCCAAUAUAUAUUCUUGUGUAGAAUUUAAAGGGUUUUUGAUUGGCAUGUUGGUUGGAGUCACAAACCUUAUUAGUUUUGAAUUGGAUGACAACGGGUUACCUCAUUCCAGUAACUAUCAUGUGCUACCUGAACUUAGAAUAAUAUUCUGUCCUCCUUUGCACAAUCAUAGCCCUGGCUUUGUCAUCCCCCUUGAUGGUGAUGGCAGCCGUAUGUGCUUUGUCUAUGUGGGCGAAGAUGGCACAUUUGAAAGGUCGUUUGCCCGUUUAGCAAUGGUUAAACUUCAUAUAUCAACAUGCAUUGGAAGGCAAAAGGUUACUGCAGUUCUAGAGGGUUUGCACAAUUUCGAUUGCAAUCGACUUCAUUUAUCUGGUCAAACUCUUCUCUCAUCUUUCAUCAAGUGUGAUCAUUUGGACAAGCAUGGUAUCGAGGCUGAUGCAAGUUGCAGUAGUCCUUCCACCCGACCUUGAUCAUGAACAAAUGGAAGCAAGACCCAGUUUGUAAAAAGUAGGGUAUUUAUUUGGAGGCUACCGUCUGUUAUUCUCUACCAACUCUCGUGACACUUUUAUUCUAUUUUGUUAUAGAACUUAAUCCGUAGCUAAGGCUAGUUUGGAAACCUUCAGCGGAAGUAUGGAAGUUUGUUAGUUUGAUCAGAAAUUCAGAUUUUUUUCCUGUG
Prunus avium (sweet cherry) is the source of this 1451-nucleotide messenger RNA. NCBI's taxonomy places the organism in Eukaryota, Viridiplantae, Streptophyta, Magnoliopsida, Rosales, Rosaceae. The record is from RefSeq and is a predicted model, not a curated record.